AUGAAAAAAAAAGGCCUUAAAAACACCUUAAAAAUUGCAAGGAUUAUAUCAAUAAUUUUAAUCUCUUUAUGCUCAUGGAUAUAUACAUUCUACUUAUCACUCAUUCUGUUCAUAUCUAUCUAUCUAUCUAUCUAUCUAUCUAUCUAUCUAUCUAUCUGUGUUCUCAUUCCAUUAUCUAUCUAUCUAUCUUUCUAUCUAUCUAUCUAUCUAUCUAUCUAUCUAUCUAUCAGUGUUCCCCAUAUCAAUAUCUAUCUAUCUAUCUAUCUAUCUAUCUAUCUAUAUAUAUAUAUAUAUAUAUAUAUAUAUAUAUAUGUAUCACUGUUCUUAUAUCAGUGGCUAUCUAUCUAUCUAUCUAUCUAUCUAUCUAUCUAUCUAUCUAUCUGUCUAUCUAUCUAUCUAUAUUAUGAUAUCAAUGUCUAUCUAUCUAUCUAUCUAUCUAUCUAUCUAUCACUAUCAUUAAAUCAAUGUCUAUCUAUCAAUCUAUCUAUCACUGUUCUGAUUUCAAUGUGUAUCUAUUACGCUCAAACACACUCUAUCUUAGACUUAUUCUAUCUAAUCUAUUUAAACUUAAACUAUCUAAACUUUUUAUAUCUAUCUAUCUAUCUAUCUAUCUAUCUAUCUAUCUAUCUGAGUCUGUUCAUAUCUAUCUAUCUAUCGAUCUAUCUAUCAAUCUAUCUGAGUCUGUUCAUAUCUAUCUAUCUAUCUAUCUAUCUAUCUGAGUCUGUUCAUAUCUAA
Molecule: messenger RNA, 735 nt
Organism: Acanthosepion pharaonis
Lineage: Eukaryota; Metazoa; Mollusca; Cephalopoda; Sepiida; Sepiidae
Source: the annotation of a GenBank genome assembly